Messenger RNA from Frieseomelitta varia, 2256 nucleotides. It is a transcript of the gene XRCC1, whose product is annotated as DNA repair protein XRCC1. Gene Ontology annotation, cellular component: nucleus. Bases 374 to 1789 code for a protein of 471 amino acids. Lineage: Eukaryota; Metazoa; Arthropoda; Insecta; Hymenoptera; Apidae. The record is from RefSeq and is a predicted model, not a curated record. Gene Ontology annotation, molecular function: damaged DNA binding. The transcript has 5 exons. Gene Ontology annotation, biological process: base-excision repair; single strand break repair.
AUGCUGUCAUCUAUCGGAUUUUUUCAGUUUGUCCUUUUAGUGUGUUCUCAUAAAUUGCACUUGAAAUUUCAAUCGAAAUCAUUCGUCAACAUUCAGUGUAUGCACAAUAAAUUUUAUCAUGUUCAUAAAACUACGUUGAUCAAACGCGUUCGCAUAAUUAGAUAUGUGUAUCAAAUCUGGAGGAAUAGUAUUAAGUCCUUGCAAUUUGGCCAUUUAAGUUCGAGACACCUUGUAUAUAAUUCACUAGUGAUUUUAAACAGAAUUUACUAUUUGUAGACUAUACAGCGUACACAUACUAUUGUAUGUUUUUCUUUGAUGAUUUGGCGGUAAAACAUUUAUUUUCAGGUAUUUUUGUUAAUCUGAGGUGUCAUCGAUGAUUAUUAAACUUGCCAAAAUAAUAGAUUGUUCUUCAGAACACCAGUCCUAUCCUGCAUCUAAUCUUUUGCAACACCGUUCAAACUCCUCAUGGCGUUGUGCAAAACCAGGAGAAAUGCUUGCCACUGUCACUUUCGAAUUGGCAGAACAAUCUUGUAUCACAGGUUUAGAUAUAGGCAAUUACCGUAGUUGUGUAGUAAUUGUUACUGCUUCUACAGCAUCAAAACCUGAUACCUGGGUUCCUAUUGUAAAUCACCAAUUCUUAACGAACGAUGAAGCUGCAAAUAAUAAAUUUAGAGAUCAAGUACAGAUAUUUACGAAGAAAGACCUGAAUCCAGACACAGUAAAAAUAAAAUUUGACCGUGUGAAAGUGACCUGCAUGCAGUCAGCCAAUUUGAAAGAGUUAUUUGGAUUAUCUUUCAUUGAAUUGAAAACAGAAGUUGUAGUUGAUAUGAAAUUAAAUAUCUUUGGGAGAUUCAAACUGAAAAAUCCAGAAGAAGAUGACAACAUUGAUGACUUUAAAGAAAAGAAUAUGAAGAUAAUUGGUCAUAAAAAAACAGAUUAUAAGAAUGAAUUGCUCGCAAAAGUCAAAGAAACUAGUAUGGAUAACUUCUCCAAGCGACAAGAAGAGAAUAGAGAACCAAUGAAAAGACCAUUACUACAAAAGUUAGAAGCUGGGAAAGCAGAAGAAGUAUUUGGACCUAAGAACAAAGAUUCUGAUAAUUCAGCUACAAUGAAUGGUAUUAAAUGUAAAAAUGAGAAAGCGUCAAAUGAUAAACCAGUAGCAAGAACUCCAUUUGGCGAUAUUGUACCUUCAACUUCACCCAAAGUAAAUAAACCUAACACACAAAAAAAUGAUACAUAUUCGAGAAAACGUUCCUUAAGCCCUGAACAAAGUUCCUCAAAGCAGAAUACAAGUAACAAUAGUGAAGAUUGUUCUCAAUGUCAAGAUGAAAACAAGAUAUGUAGUAAUUGCAAAAAAUUGCCAAAACCGAAGCCAACAGUUAUACCUGAAAGACCUGCAAAAAAGCGAAAAAGAUUAUUUUCAAAGCUUUUUGAAGAUAUAUCAUUUUCACUCAGUGGCUAUGUUAAUCCACAGAGAGAUGAAAUUAGGAAAAAGGCUCUUCAAAUGGGUGCAAAAUACAUUGCUGAUCCUAACACAACUAACAAGAAAUGUACUUAUUUAAUUUGUGCCUUUAAGAAUACACCAAAGUAUCAGCAAUUAAAGGGACACUCUAAAAUUGUUUCACAUACCUUUAUUGAAAAUUGUUUUAAUGAAAAGACAAGAUUUCCUUGGAGACGAUAUGCCCUAGACAAAGAAGAUACUACUGAGCCAGAAAGUGAAGAAGAAAUUUUAGGUAGUUCAUCUCCAUUUAAUGCAUUCGAAGAGGAUACUGAUUUAGAUUCUAAUUGACGAGAUGACUAUUUUUUAUUAUUAUUACAAAACAAGUGCUGGCGCAAAAUUUACAUAAUAAAAAUAAAAUUUUUUAAUUCAAGUAAAUACAUCGUAACUUGAUGUUUUAACAAAGAAGAUACGUAUCUUGGAUACCACGACACAAAAAUUUAAAUUUAGCAAUAUUUUCAAAGAUUCAUUUAUUUGGCGGUAAUAAAUAUUACCGCAAAAUUUAUGUUAAUCGAAAUCAAAAUAAUUAUGUUUUGAAUACGUGGAAAUUUUUGACCGUAUAUAUACGCCGAAAAUUCAAAAUGAAAUACAUAUGACAUAAAUUAUCGAAACAUUACGCCGGUCCUGGAAAGUAAAUGCCCAGUUGCGUAGAAGCACUAAUGGCGUGAACUUGAAAAAACUUCAAAACUCGUCUGUCAUUCGAUCUCGAAAUGGGUGAUGCAAGCAAUGUCUUCGGCUUUGAACUCGUGCAAGAAAUA